Boleophthalmus pectinirostris (great blue-spotted mudskipper) is the source of this 1764-nucleotide messenger RNA. RefSeq names its product zinc-binding protein A33-like. Lineage: Eukaryota; Metazoa; Chordata; Actinopteri; Gobiiformes; Gobiidae. Bases 588 to 1559 code for a protein of 323 amino acids. The transcript is spliced from 3 exons. Gene Ontology annotation, molecular function: protein binding. The record is from RefSeq and is a predicted model, not a curated record.
GGGGCUUACACCAAAACCUUCAUCCUUUUACCCCACCCGAGUGAGCUCUCCUGUGGCCGAGGGGGGGUUCACGACACUGAUAGGAACCCUCAACUGGCAGCCAGACUUAAAGGAAGAGUGAGAGGAAACAUCCAGAGAAGCGACGUCGCUCCUCCUCAACUACAUAACUAUGCUCAAGAAGGAGUUACAGGAUGCAGUGACGUUGGGCUGUGAGCACCGCUUCUGUUCCAGCUGUCUGCGGGAGCUGUGGGACCCGAGCAGGACCGGGGACUGUCCCAACUGCAGACGGAGGUGGUCUAAAGAGCUGUCUCCAGAAUUUGCUUUGAAGAAGAAGAGAGAAUUUACUCAGAGAGAAACGGAGAGUUCAGAGGAGCAGCUGGGACGGGCGCAGCCAGAAAAGGAGCAGACAGCAGAAGAGGAGACUGCAGAGGAGCAGACGAGAGAGGAAGAAGUACGGAAAAAACGCCCUGAGGAGGACAUUUCAUCUGCGUCAGACAAACCCAGAGAAUCCUCACAGACACGCGCCUCUGCAGAGACUUGUACAAGAGAAAUAUCACGCUGAGAAUUUAAGGAAACAGUAUGAAGACAUGUUACAACACAAUGAGAAGCGAGCUGUGAGCUGUGAAGAACUUAUUUCGAAACGGUUCGACUGGCUUCACCGAAUCGUGGCUCAGGAGGAGAAGCUGUGUGUGAGCACACUUCGAAAGGAGCUGGAGGAAAAGACUCUGAGUAUUCAAUUACAGCAAAAGGACAUAGAUGCUAAACUGUCCUCUCUGUCUCACCGUAUUAAGUGUGCAGAGCAGCAGCUGCAGAGUCAGAGCUCUGCUCCUCUCACAGAGAUCAGGGCCCCUCUGGUCCCCCCAACACGUGACCCUCCAGCACCAGAGCCUGCAGGCCUCCUGAUCGACGAGGCCAGAGCGCUGGGGAACCUGGACUACAGAGUGUGGCAGAACAUGGGGGCAGAUAUCACGUACAGCCCUGUGGUUUUGGACCCAAACACUGCCCACAGAUAUCUGCAUCUAUCUGAGGAUCUGACCAGUGUCAGAAGAGAGGACAUUAAGCAGAAGGUUCCUCUGAAUCCAGAAAGGUUCUUGUCUUACACCAGUGUCCUGGGCUCAGAGGGCUUCAGCUCUGGGACACACCGCUGGGACGUGGAGGUGGGAGAUCACCCUGAGUGGGUCAUAGGUUUGGUCAAAGAGUCUAUGGACAGAAGAUCUAAAUGUAUUGCUUUACCAGAGAAUGGAUAUUGGUGUUUAAAGCAGCUUAAAAACAAAUACAUGGAUAUUACUGAUAACACAGUGACUCUGAGCACACGUCCUGACAGAAUCCAAGUGGAGCUGGACUAUGAAGCAGGGCGAGUUUCCUUCUUUGACGCCAAAGACAUGACUCUAAUCUGCUCCCACACAGACACUUUCACUGAGAAACUCUUCCCUUAUUUCUCUUUGGGACCAGCAGGGGGCGCUACUUCCACUAAAGACAUUAAAAUAGGGCCGUGUCAAGUGAAUCGGGAAGAGUCUAAGAAAAGGCCCUUAAAAGAAAUCUGGCAUCUUUUUCCCUGAAAAUCUUCAUGUCAACCUGAGCCAUCAGAAAGCACAGAGACUCCUCAAAGACGAAGGAAACCAAAGGACUUGUUAUAGAAGUGUGCAAUUAAUCAUAUUUUAAUCAAGAUAGUGAUUCAGUCAUUUCAAAUGGUCAGUGAUCAGUGUGGGUCUUUUCAGUGGAGAUGUUUGCAUUUUUGUGUUAAAUUGCAAUAAUUCAUUAUGU